Messenger RNA from Salvelinus sp. IW2-2015, 2591 nucleotides. The record is from RefSeq and is a predicted model, not a curated record. Lineage: Eukaryota; Metazoa; Chordata; Actinopteri; Salmoniformes; Salmonidae.
GAAUCAAGUUCUAUUCUAUUCAGUGUGGAGGGUAUGCUGAAAUUGGACUGACAGCAGGAAGGGCCACCUGUACGUGUAUGCCCGGACAGCCUGGCAACCAGGGGCCACCAGGACCAAAGGGUCACAGAGGUCUCCCAGGCAACACAGGAGAGCCAGGAAGACUAGGCAACUGGGGAGGUAUGGGACAGACAGGUGACUAUGGCCAUGUUGGGGAGCCAGGCUCUAAGGGCAUUGAAGGAAUCAAAGGAAACAAGGGGAUGAGAGGACUUCAUGGCCUUGAUGGCGACAGAGGUCCCAAAGGUCUGAAGGGAUUACAAGGCGCCGGGGGCUUCAAGGGAACUCGGGGGUCACCUGGAGAGCUGGGUGAGACCGGAGAACAAGGAGGAACUGGAGAUCCAGGUCCACUUGGAUAUGAAGGAAUUCCAGGAUAUACAGGAGUGAAAGGAGAAGAAGGGCCCUCCGGUGUUGAAGGACCGGUUGGGGCACAGGGAGCGCAGGGUGUUGUAGGUGAUCCUGGAGAGACCGGAGCUACUGGGGAAAAGGGCAAACCUGGUGCCCAAGGAGCAGAAGGAAGAUAUGGCACCAUUGGACAAAAGGGCAUUAUUGGAGACCCUGGUUUGCCUGGGAGAGAUGGUGACAUAGGAGUAGAGGCUUAUCAAGGACCACAGGGCCCGGAGGGCAGAAACGGACAAUUCGGAAUAAUGGGGGAGAAAGGAAUGCUGGGGCCGGCAGGGGAGAUGGGGCAUCAAGGCCAAACUGGCCCCAGGGGUUAUAAGGGAUCAGCAGCAAAGCCAGGAAGACCUGGAUUUAUUGGACCCCCAGGACCUGUCGGGCAUGUGGGAGUAGCUGGACGGCCAGGCCCCAAGGGAGAUACAGGCAUUGAAGGGAUCCAAGGAGUCAACGGUGCAAAGGCAGAAAAGGGCGAAAAGGGCCCCAAAGGCAAGUUUGGAGACGUCGGUGCACAGGGUCCCCACGGCGGUCGGGGGAAGCGUGGGCCAGGGGGCGAGCCUGGACGCACAGGCCCAGUCGGAACUAAUGGGAUCCGGGGUGAUGGAGGACCAGUCGGGUUUCAGGGUCCGCCAGGGCCACCGGGCCCAACCCUCCCCGCUCAACACGUGAUUGAGGUCUGCAAGAGAGUGGUGCUGGAACAGAUGUCCACCUUUGCCAACUCUGUGAAGAGGACAUGUGCUGCCGUGUGCCCACUCUACGGGGACGUCCCCUUGGGUGCCCCCGGUCCCACAGGACAGAAGGGAACACCGGGACCUCCAGGCGGUAAUGGUAUUGACGGUAUGAAUGGAGAGAUUGGACAACCAGGAUUCUAUGGGGAGGCUGGAGACACAGGCAAACAAGGACAGCCAGGUGAUCAAGGAGACCAAGGAGACGAGGGAGCAAAGGGCCAUGGCCUACCUGGCUAUAUCGGAGACCAGGGACCAAAGGGCCAACGUGGAAGACCUGGCAGAGCCUUCAAUGGCACACCAGGACGAGAGGGCGAGAGAGGCCAUGUAGGCCGGCCUGGACUAAGAGGUCACCCAGGACUACGAGGAGUCCCAGGUGUGUGUCAGACCACUGAGUGCGUUCUGCUAAACAACAACACAACCAACGGAUCACAUCAGAAUGCACCCCAGAGGUUGAGAAGACACCCAUAGAGGAAACAUUUGUCCAAGUUGCGUGGAUGUAUCAUGAAAUGAGGAGUGGGGGAGGGGUGGAUUGGGAGAGAGGAGAUUUUUUGUUAAUAAAUGUAUUAAAAUCAAAGUCAAAAUGCUUCAAUGUAAAUAUGCAUCCGAUCUCCACUGCGAAAGACUGAGAUUCACCCAUUUUACUUUCUUGAACAAAUCUGCUGUAGGCCUUAAAACAACAUCCCAUUCUCAUUGUUCAUUUGAAAAAUACACCAAUAUCUAUAUAUUAUGUAAAAAUGCUUUGAUUUGAAAGUUUAUUUGACACAUUUUAUUUAAACUGGUCAUAGUUGUCUUCAAAUCUCACUGAUCUUUAUAAUAAAAGCACAAAAAAUUACUAACUUAUUUUACUGUAACAAUUCCUCCACUGUUUUCUUUUUUAUUAUGAUAUAGUAUUGAGAAUAUUAUAUACAAAUUCAAUACAAAAUCAAGUGUACAAUUCUUAAUUGUAAUUCACAAAUUGUUCAGCAAAGUGUUUAUCACAAUUCUGUUGAAGCAUGCUAGCUACUUAAAUCAAUAACAGUUACUGUUGGCCAAUGGUUACUGUUAUGGCUAGCAGUUACUGUUAGCCAUUGGUUACUGUUAUGGCUAGCAGCUACUGAUAGCCAACGGUUUGUGUUAUGGCUAGCAGCCAAUGAUUACUCAUCUGGCAUGCAUCUGCCGUUAGCCAAUGGUUACUGUUAUGGCAGCAUACUGUUAUAGUCGAAUGUCUUUUCAAAAUAACAGUUUGUGUCAGUCUGUGCCUAAUGUCAGUUGUGAAGUCAUGCGUUAUUUGAUUACGUUUUUGUAUGCCUUGUUACUAGCAGGUUUAAGUGUCAUCCAGAAGGCAUAAUGUUGGAUCAUUAUGAAGUAACCAACAAAACGACCUCUUGUAGUGGAAAGAUCUGGAACAUAAAUGUGAAUACAAAAUGAACAGUA